Molecule: messenger RNA, 1263 nt
Organism: Pygocentrus nattereri (red-bellied piranha)
Lineage: Eukaryota; Metazoa; Chordata; Actinopteri; Characiformes; Serrasalmidae
Gene: hyal3
Product: hyaluronidase 3
Exons: 3
Coding region: 1-1263 (420 amino acids)
Biological process (GO): carbohydrate metabolic process; hyaluronan catabolic process
Cellular component (GO): acrosomal vesicle
Molecular function (GO): hyalurononglucosaminidase activity
Source: RefSeq, a predicted model, not a curated record
AUGUCUUGGGGGUCCAUCACCCUCCUGACCUUCAGCAUGUUUCUCAGCAGCUCUGUUGCAGGGCUGGGGUCAGUUGGGAGGCAGGGUUUCUCGGUGGUGUGGAACAUGCCUACUGCAAGAUGCGAGCGGCGUUUUGGUGUCUCACUGCCCCUGCAGCAGUACGGCAUCAUACACAACCCAGGACAGAGGUUUGUGGGUGAGAACAUCAGCCUGUUUUAUGAACGCCGUCUCGGCCUGUACCCCUACAUCAACUGGGAGGGCGAGUAUGUGAACGGCGGAAUCCCUCAGCUGGGCAUUUUGGACGCUCACUUGUUUGUCACUAAAGGACAGUUACAGGUCCUUAUGAGGAAGAGCUUCAGUGGACUGGCUGUGUUAGACUGGGAGGCGUGGCGACCUUUGUGGAGCAGAAACUUUGGACGCAAACAGGUUUAUCGCAGGCUGUCUAAAGAGUUGGUGUGGCUAAAACAUCCAGAGAUGUCAGAGAGGAAAGUGACUUCAAAGGCCCGCAUGGAAUUUGAACAAGCAGCAAAAUCUUUUAUGGAGGAAACGCUGCGUCUUGGCCUCCGUGAAAGGCCCCAGGGAUUAUGGGGGUUCUACGGUUUCCCCAGUUGCUAUAAUAAUCAUGGGGCAAAGGACGAGGGGUACACAGGGCAGUGCAAAGCUGGAACCGAGUCGAAGAAUGACAGACUAAAGUUUCUAUGGCAACAUUCCACUGCAUUGUACCCCAGUGUGUAUGUGCGGCGUGGGCUGGCGGGAAACCCCAACACACGACUGAUGGUGAGACAUCGCAUACUUGAGGCACUACGAGUGGCAUCCCAGCAUGCACCUGGUUCUCCGCCUCCUCCUAUUCUACCCUACGCGAGAGUGGCCUUCAGACAAACUCUAAAGUUUCUAAAAAAGACGGACCUGGAUUUCACACUCAGAGAAAGUGCUGCUUUAGGGGCUGCUGGAGUGGUGCUGUGGGGCAAUCUGGCUUUUGCCAAGUCCAAACAUCAGUGUCUUCUUCUCAGGGACUAUAUAAACUCGGUUUUAGGGAAAUACGUGGAGUCUCUGCGUCGGGGAGUGGCGCGUUGCAGUGAGGAUGUGUGCCACGCUAACGGCCGUUGUGUCAGACGCGACCCUCACUCUGAUCACCUGAUCCCCCUGCUGGAUACCACAAGUGAAUUUGACCCUGACCUAAGGUCAGUGUUCAAAUGUGUGUGUUAUGAAGGGUGGAGCGGAGAGCACUGUGAGAAGACCACCACACCUGAACAGCUGACCUGA